CUUCUCUUCCUUUUUUUGUCUGUUGUGUGUUUGUCUCUCCCUUCGCUCAAGAGCUGCUAAUACAUUUGGAUGAGACUAUCCCUCUCUGUUUCCACCGCAUUAGCACAUUCCUCUUUACCCUCAACUCCCCACUCUUCUCUCUUCUAAACACUUGCUUGUAAACAGCAGUGUGGUCAUAUGCAUCCGUUUGCCUACUCUAGAUCCGUAUAUCCUCAACAUCUCUCGAACACAAACACCUGUUUCUUUUAGACAAGUCCUUUGCAUCAACGACUUUCUUUUCCCAUUUGUCUUGUGCUCCUUUUUAUUUUAUUCAUCACUUAUUUUAGCAAAUGUCUGCAAUGUCGAUAUCCACUUCCACCAGCAUAUAUAGCCCGGCCGAAGCCGCCUUUAAAUACGAUCUAAUUCCCGCCUCUUCACUCCAAUUCCCUUUUAUAAAGCCAAAGUCAACCGCGGUCAACAACAGCUUGCUCUUAAAAGCAAUUAUUCAUCAGCGUCUCCAUAUGAGUCCUUCACACCACCGUCUCCCUCUUACAAACUCUCAUCUGGAUCAAUACUCUCUUCUUCACCAAAUCCAAGGCAAUUCACAUAAAAAGACACACUCAAGUCAGCUUGCCGGUACGCUGAAGGAUAUCAUGUCCAACCCAACUUUGAUAGAACCAUUGAAAAAGACAGCUGAUACAGCUAAGACAACCGCGACAGCAUGUCAGUCUUACGUCUACACGGCACCCUGCGAGCACCACCCUUCCAAAGGCCAGACGGACUACCUCGUCAACGACAUGUUCCCUAAACUCACACAUGAUUUGUCGACCAUUGAGUUUGGAAUUCGAAUUGCCGAUUUCAUGCCCCUAGCUUUUAAGACUGUUUCAAUCGCUGGCUUGGCAGAGAAAGAGCUUCAGCUCUUGCGCGAGCUCGGUAAUCUGCCCAAUGUGAUUCAGCUCCAGGACUCGUUCGUCAAUGACAAUGGUGAUACCGUCCUAGUUCUGCCAAUGCUUAAAAAAUUUGACUGCCAUGUUGUCAACAAGAGUUUGUGCUCUAUCCGUAAGGUGACUAAGCAGAUCCUUACUGGACUUGCAGCAAUUCACGCCAAGAAUAUUGUCCAUUUGGACAUCAAUCCUUCCAACCUUAUGCUCACUCAUGCAAAGAAGGAUGCUGUUAUUAUCGACUUUGGCCUCUCAAUGACAGUCAAAAGUUCCUGGAAGGAUUCUAAGGCUCAGAUUCCCGUCUGCGGCACCACUGGGUAUAUUGCUCCAGAGAUAUUGCAUCCUCAGUUUUAUGAAAGCCAUGACCCAGCUUUGGCUGAUCUUUACUCCUUCGGUAUCGUUCUUGGCCAAAUGCUCGAGCCAUACAUUCCUGAUUGUGACCUGCAUUACUUUGGAUCCAAAUAUCUUGCUGUUGAAAACACGAACCAAACAGUGGCCUACCUCAAGGAGUUCAUCGCUCAAGGGGCACAUUACCCAAGUGUGCUUGUGCAGGCUGCCGACCUGUUGCGAUGCAUGCUUGAGGAAAAUCCCAGGGAUCGCAAGUCUGCCCAAGAACUGCUAGACACACAUCCAUUUUUUACCUGCUCUAAUACUUCAAAUGUGACGUUGUUGCUGUGUGACUGGCUCUGCCGUAUCCAAGAGAUCAAAUACCAAAAGUUUUUGCUUCAAGAACAGAGAGGAUGCGAAAUCUAUCGUUACCGUUAGGUUUCUUUAUUCUAAUUUUAUGCUUUUUGCAUUUAUCCCUCUGUUAUCAUUGCUACUACCACUACUAUAUCCCAUUACUCCAUCCUGUAUAAUCAUUUCUUGUAUUAUAGCCUUUUAUUUUGUACGAUCAUCCAUAUUUUAGAACUAGCAUUUUUUUUCUCCCCUCUUUAUCUUGAUUGAAGUAUGCAGAUA
This is a messenger RNA of Lobosporangium transversale, 1877 nucleotides long. RefSeq names its product kinase-like domain-containing protein. The transcript has 2 exons. The coding region runs from base 330 to 1685 and encodes 451 amino acids. The record is from RefSeq and is a predicted model, not a curated record. NCBI's taxonomy places the organism in Eukaryota, Fungi, Mortierellomycota, Mortierellomycetes, Mortierellales, Mortierellaceae. Gene Ontology annotation, cellular component: autophagosome; cytoplasm. Gene Ontology annotation, biological process: peptidyl-serine phosphorylation; autophagosome organization; autophagy. Gene Ontology annotation, molecular function: protein serine/threonine kinase activity; ATP binding.